AUGAUUGGCUUGCGAGGCAGGUUAGUCGCGGUGCAUGUCGGGAGCAAACUUGGUAGCUUAGAGACGCCGGAAAAUAAACAAGGGUGUCCAGGCCUGUUUGCCGCCCGGCAGUAUAUGCGGGGGGCACGGAACCUUUCCAUGGCUGGCUGCAGUGAUGGCGAUUAUGACGAGCAACUCCGUCGCCUUCAGGCGCAUCUUCGGGACAGUGAAACAAAGAGGGUGGAGUUGGAAAGAAAAAUGCUUGACUACAGCGAAUCUGAUUUUUGCACAACUAAAUUGCGAUACACGAAGCUGAAAAAAUACUUAAAAGAAAUAUGUGAGCGUCAGAAGAAGUCUCUCCUACGAAACCAAGAUUUGUUGAAGGAAUUUGAUUGCUUUGAAGCUCGUAUUAGGAAGUUUGCUUCAAGUUCAGAGUCCCUUCAGAAGCUGAAGGCACAGUACGAAAGAGAAAUUAAAAGUAGGCUUAUACUUGAUAGAAAGAAUAUAUUAAAAAGUCAAGAGAGAAAUGAUAUUAAACAUCAGAUGGCGCCAGAAGCAAGACAGGCAGGAAUUAACACCAGGACAGCCAUGUCAAGAGGACUGUAUCACACAGCAACAAUCUUUAUGGGCCGCCAAAUGUCAGCUGUCUCUAGCAUUGAAGAUUUCAAUGUGCUGCAGAAAUCUUCGGAGCUCACAAAGAGCUUUUCAAUUUCUGACCAACAUUCACGUAGACAACCAUCACAGAGCAGUUAUAUGACAGACAGCUGUGUAGUACAAACUAAUAGUGAUCUACAGUGCUCAAAUAAGUCUGACAAAAUAGAUGGGAAGACAUAUCUGCUGAUGGGUGAGGAAAUGCCAGUCACAUCCGGUGUAUCAUAUGAGAACGGAAGAACUUGCUGUUUAACAGUAGAAAGCAAGACAAAUAAUUGCAGUAGUAAUUUUGUGGAAAGCAAAAUGUCUCCUGAACUUAACUCCAUGUUACAUGGAAGAUUAAGUCCUGAGAACAGAACCACCGAUUUAAAAAGUGACAGUUCCUGCAAAUCGUUGGAAGAAAUACUGACACAUGAGCACUCUGUACUAAAUGAACAGGGAUCUGGACGGCCAAUCUUAUUGGUUUGUCGCCCUGAGCAGCUUGUUUCUGGAAAUGACCACUCAAGAGAGAAAUUCCCAGUUCUUGGGGACAACCUACAACUGGACAAAAGUGCAAGUUCCGACGGAAGCAGUGAUCUUACUGUUUCUUUGAGUGAGGAGGAUGAAGAAAUGAGUGUCUCAAAAUUACAGCGAACUUUACAGAAAGUAGACUGCAAGAUGUCUUUGAAAUCAAUCAAUACAACAUAUAACAAGGAAGGAGAACAUCCAUGUUCACAAUCAUUAUGUCACUAUAUCUCAAGUGGGGACUCAUCUUCUAGGCCUGCAAUAAGAAAAUGUUUAUCAUUUGAAGGAUUCUCUCAUCUCCUGACAUUCAUAGAAGAAGGGGUAGCUAGAGCAGCUCCUGAAUGCCUGGCAUUAUACCAGAGAAAAGCUGUGAAUGCAGCAGAACUGGAGACCCUUACAAGCCUCUGUAAUGAAACUGGCAUCGUAGAGCGAGAAGACCUUGAGGUAUGUGAAGCACUCGUCCUUCAUCAGCUUCAGAAAUUAUUGCAAAAUACAAUGAAUGGAUGCCUUUUACCAGAGAAAACGUUUAAUGAUAGAAGUGAGAUGCUGGAUGAAAAACAAGUCAGGCCUGAACUGACAUCUUAUUUCACAAUGACAUGGGAACGUUUAAGCAAGCAUGUCUUAUUCUUGCAAAGGCACCAUGUUUUACUUGAACAAGAAGUGAAAGACAUGUUUAGUACCUUACUGAUUUUGGAGAGUCCUGAACGAGGUGGCCUGGCUACACCAUUAUUGAAAGAGAGCCUUUCAGAAGAAUAUGAAGACAGGCUAUUUGCUUGUAGCGAUAAAACCUCUUAUAAAUCGCAGUCAAACAAUAGCAAAAAAAAGCAAGAAGUCACAAGCUGGUGUGAAGAUGAGAGCAAGGAAGAAAGCCUGGUGGAAAAGAUUCCUAUUACAGGUUUGAAUAUUGACAGCUGUGGCCCAAAGGAACAGAAAAGCAAUGCAACCAGUUCAGAACCAAGUUUUUCAUCUCUGGAAAGAAGCCCUUUGUCAAGGAAUGAAAUCCAAAUGGGAAAGAUAUCUACAAUAAAAUCCAAAGCUUUCUGGGGUGAUUCUGAUGACAGCAACUCUGAUAUUGAAGCAGCUCUGCGUCCUCAAGUGCAUUGCUCAAAUGAAGACGAAUUUGAUGACUUCUAUGACUGAGGGACUAACAUUACACACACACACACGUGACAAAAAGCCCAAUGGCAUCUUUCCGUAGGGAAAGCUUUGGGAGGGGUGACUUGGAGCAGAGGAGUUGCUGCUAUGUUUAUGUACCCUAUUCUGCUGACCACUUUUCCACUUCAAAUCAUCCUCUUGGCUGUCGUCGUCGUCCUCCCCCACAGGGCUCCAAAUGUGUGUUUGUGCAUGGACAUAAAGUAUAAUUCCAACCUGAGAAGCCUAAGACUUAACUCUUGCCCUUGUAAGCACUUCUUCCACAUCCAUGGGGUGGGAUGGGGGAUGUGAGUUUGAAGUGGGAGAAAUGAUUAGGAUAUGCCCUUGGAUUAUGUACACCGUCCCGCACCGUUUCUGUUCCCGACUGAUCCACUCAAAGCAGUUUUUCUUGUUCUAAAAUGGCCAUCAGGCUACUGUGACAUGUGCUUAUAUAUAAUGUGUAGUUUGGGUCCAAUUUAGAGCCAAAAAAGGAUGUGAUGUUGUUCACACAAAUUACUAAUUACUUCAUUUAAAAAACAGCUUCUGGGGGCCCUGAUCCACAUUGGGAUUGUGGCUUGGAUCACUUUAACCCUUUGCCCCCACUGCACUCUAAAUUUGUAUUUUCUUCUCCCCUAUUGCUGCUGUUUGUACCAGGAUGAAAUCUACCAUUUGAUGGUAUAUUUCUCAACGCAAAUAACCACAGGUGAGGGUGGGGGAUUCAGGCUAAGACUGCAGUGUGGGCAAAGCGUUAAACCCUACCCCUCCCACCAUCCCAAUCUGUAACAUGCUCCCCUCCAAUGUCUAAUUACUUAAAAAGUCACACAAUUAAUAAAUGUGUAAAUAACAUCACAUCUGUUUUGACCCUUGCUUGGCAAUUGGUAUGUAGGAGUAGGCCACAUUAUUUUAGAAAUCACAUUUUUAUACAUGUGCCUCAGCCACAGAACAU
This is a messenger RNA of Elgaria multicarinata webbii, 3211 nucleotides long. It is a transcript of the gene KIZ, whose product is annotated as kizuna centrosomal protein. The transcript is spliced from 14 exons. Bases 1 to 2274 code for a protein of 757 amino acids. The record is from RefSeq and is a predicted model, not a curated record. NCBI's taxonomy places the organism in Eukaryota, Metazoa, Chordata, Lepidosauria, Squamata, Anguidae. Gene Ontology annotation, cellular component: centrosome. Gene Ontology annotation, biological process: spindle organization.